CGCCCAGGCGGCUAUAAUGGCAGCUCGGCCGCUGGGCUCCGGGGCUCCCCCGUCGCGCGCUGCCGGCCUGACCUCGUCAUCUUCCGUCAUGAGCUGGACGCGAGCGGCCCCGGGUCUCUGACUGCGCCGCCGAGCUCAGGCAGUCCCAUGGCCGCGGUGACGGCAUCGGCGGCCCCCGGGGCCGGAGGAGCGGGAGCCGGGAGCCCGAGCCCGCCGCCGGCGGCGUCCGCUCGCAGGGACUUCUACUGGCUGCGCUCCUUCGUGGCGGGAGGUGUUGCAGGAUGCUGUGCCAAAACUACCAUCGCACCUUUGGAUCGAGUGAAGAUCUUACUACAGGCACAUAAUCACCAUUACAAACAUUUAGGAGUGUUUUCUGCAUUGUGUGCUGUCCCCAAAAAGGAAGGCUAUCUUGGGCUAUAUAAAGGAAAUGGAGCAAUGAUGAUUAGAAUCUUCCCAUAUGGUGCAAUACAGUUUAUGUCCUUUGACCAUUAUAAAAAGUUAAUUACCACAAAACUUGGGAUUUCUGGACAUAUUCACCGGCUAAUGGCUGGCUCCAUGGCAGGUAGGAAUGUAUGAACAGCAGUCAUCUGUACUUACCCGCUUGACAUGGUUAGAGUUCGCCUGGCGUUCCAGGUGAAAGGAGAACACACAUACACAGGGAUUAUCCAUGCAUUCAAAACAAUUUAUGCAACGGAAGGCGGCUUUCGUGGGUUUUACAGAGGACUGAUGCCUACUAUUGUAGGAAUGGCUCCCUAUGCAGGGGUUUCAUUUUUUACUUUUGGUACCUUAAAGAGUGUUGGUCUCUCCCAUGCUCCUACCUUGCUUGGAAGACCUUCAUCAGACAACCCUAAUGUCUUAGUUUUGAAAACGCACAUAAACUUGCUUUGUGGUGGUGUCGCUGGAGCAAUAGCACAGACAAUAUCUUAUCCACUUGAUGUAACCCGUCGGCGAAUGCAAUUAGGGACUGUUCUCCCAGAUUCUGAAAAGUGCCUUACGAUGUUGAAGACACUGAAGUAUGUCUAUGGACACCAUGGAAUUCGCAGAGGACUCUAUCGAGGCCUGUCUCUUAACUACAUUCGCUGUGUUCCCUCACAAGCUGUGGCGUUCACAACCUAUGAGCUCAUGAAGCAGUUUUUGCACCUCAACUGAAAUCACGUUUUCCCUUAAACUGUCCAGGGCCAGCCACACAUGUCUGUUAUAUAAAUAUACAUAUAAUGUUUUACUUUAAUAUUGGCAGAAGGGGAAGGGUGGGGGGGAGGUCUGGAUUAAGUGAAGUGGAAAAUUACUCUGUCCAUGCAAGCCCUGGCACCAGACUACUUGAUUUUAUUUUUUUUCAAGCCAGAAACCAGAAGUGCUUCCUGUCUUUUUUUGAUGCCAUAAUUUGUGGUUUCCUGAUAUGAAACACAUCCUUAGGCCAACUCUGGAUGUUUUAUUAACUUAAUCAGUUUUAUUAUAAGAACUAAAAGGUCUGAGAAACUGGUGAAAGAUUCACUGGUGUCCAUUACAGGCUUCCCAAUAUUUACUCUUCACUUUAUCAUGUUCUUCCAAGCUUUUUUUUAGUAAUCAGCCUUAUGCCAGACUCAAUGAAAAACUAUGCUGGGUUUUAAAAUGAACUGGGUUCAUUUUGUUUUUUAAAUUAGAUUGAAUAAUUUGUGAUUAUCGUAGCAAGAAUUUAUAUUGAAAUUUUAUCUUGCCCAUUUGGGUAAGCACAUUGUACAAGUCAGCACCAAAAGGGUGAUAUCAUGUGGGUGGUGGUGACUGGUUUCUUGUCAAAAUUGAUACAAUGCAUGAUGGCAUAAAAGUGCUAUUUUAAAAUAAAAUUAUAAAUGUGACAUAAAUGGUAACAUAAUGAUUCAAAACUAUUUACUUGCAGGUAUUAUAAUAAAAAAGUUCUCUGAUACUAUAGGAUAAUUGACAUAAUUUUUUAUAAAAGACAGAAGGAAUGUGAGUAAACCUACUGAUCUCAAAAAACAGACCAGCCUGAGAAAUUUUAUUGUGAAUGUAUACAGGUAGACUGAAAGCAUCCCCAUUAUUUUCAAUGUAUGGAUCAAAGGGUAUUUACUGCACUUGUAUAUACGGGUUGAAUGUUAUGUGCAUUAAUAUAUUACUGUAUCAAAUGUUCUUCCAUGAGAGAGACGUUUUCUGUUCUGCAAAUUUACUUUAUGGAGAUACGAAUAGAAUUUCUAGUGAUUUCUUGGUUAAAAACAAGCAAAUUAAAAGUGCCGGGAUUCAUUCUUUGUA
Dromiciops gliroides (monito del monte) is the source of this 2241-nucleotide messenger RNA. RefSeq names its product solute carrier family 25 member 16 (gene SLC25A16). The transcript has 9 exons. Lineage: Eukaryota; Metazoa; Chordata; Mammalia; Microbiotheria; Microbiotheriidae. Gene Ontology annotation, cellular component: mitochondrial inner membrane. Gene Ontology annotation, biological process: transmembrane transport. The record is from RefSeq and is a predicted model, not a curated record.